This is a messenger RNA of Punica granatum (pomegranate), 1284 nucleotides long. Lineage: Eukaryota; Viridiplantae; Streptophyta; Magnoliopsida; Myrtales; Lythraceae. The record is from RefSeq and is a predicted model, not a curated record.
AAACUACACUCCCUCUUGCUUAUAGUAAUAAUAUCGCAUUUUGCUCGUUCACGUAUCUUCCUCCUCGUUCCAUUGCUUUCAUAAUGGCCACGCUCAACCUGCCGCCCGUCAUAACCGUAGCAGGGAACCCGAACCUCACCCACAUUCCGCCCAUCUACGCCUUCCGGAAUCUCUCGGCCACCACCACUGACCAGAAGGUCUCUGGUAAUGGAGCUGGGGAAGAUCAAGAGCCGAUCCCCAUCAUUGAUUUAUCCCUUCUGACCUCCGGCACUCCCGAUCAACGUACAGCAGUAGUACUGGACCUUGGAAAUACAUGCCAAGAGUGGGGCUGCUUCAUGGUGAUCAACCACGGGAUUGAUGAGGGCCUGAUGAACAAAAUGAUAGAUAGCUGCAGCGAGUUCUUCAAUCUGGAGCAGGAGGAGAAGAGGCAAUACAAAGGGAAGCACACAUUGGACCCGAUCAGUUGUGGCACCAGCGUCGAUGCCUCCGUCACGGAAGUCUUGUUCUGGAGGGACUAUCUCAGGGUCUUAGUUCACCCAGAGUUUCAUUCUCCAACCAAACCUUCAGGGUUCAGUGAAGUGCUAGCUGAGUUCACUAAAGCCGUCCGACGAGUGGCGAGGGAUCUACUUGGAGGAAUAUCAGAGAGCUUGGGGCUGGACUCUUCUUAUAUAGAGAGAGCUAUGAACCUUGACUUGAGCCUACAGCUCCUUGGCGCAAAUCUAUACCCACCUUGUCCACAGCCCGAGCUUGCAAUGGGAUUGCCCCCUCACACGGACCACGGCCUGUUAACCGUGCUCGUACAUAAUGGGGUCAAUGGGCUUCAACUUCAGCACAAGGGCAUGUGGGUCAAUACAAAUAUUAUUCCGGGUGUUUUAUUUGUCCACGUCGGUGAUCACCUUGAGGUUUUGACCAAUGGGAAGUACAAGAGCGUGGUACACCGAGUGCAAGUGAACAACAAAUCAACAAGAAUUUCGAUUGCUAUGCCACACGGGCCAUCGUUGGACACGGUUGUUAGCCCCGCCCCGGAGUUGCUUGAGAAUGGAUGCCACCGAGCAAAUUAUACAGGGAUGAAAUACAAGGAUUACCUCGAGAUUCAACAUAGGAGCACGCUUCGCGGAAAAACUCGUCUGGAUCUUUUAAAGAUAAAACCUGAAUUAUCGUAAUUUUUUUUUUCAAAAUCUUGCUAAAGUAUAUGGAGUUUAUCUUGCUACGAUAUGACCCGUUUGGAUCUUUUAUUAUGGACUUUGAAUUCUUCGUUGCAUUGAAAAAGGCCCUUUAUCUUAA